Messenger RNA from Racocetra fulgida, 1246 nucleotides. NCBI's taxonomy places the organism in Eukaryota, Fungi, Glomeromycota, Glomeromycetes, Diversisporales, Gigasporaceae. The record is from the annotation of a GenBank genome assembly.
AUGACUUUAAUCAGGCAAAUUCCAACUAUAUGCAGGACUCAUUUACUUCGUUCUCGAUCCAUAGCUGUCUUAGAUCGAAAACAACUACCUCCAAAAUUAUUUUUAUGUAGCAAUCUUUUAACCAGAAAAAAUUCAACUGUUUUAGAAGACGAUAAAAAGAAAAAACAUAAACAUAGUCCCUACGCUAUUGCAGUUAAUACUCCCUUACCAUCUCGUGUCGCUCCCGAUGCAGAGACUGACGAAUUUAUACUUGAGGGACUUAAUUGUUUUACCAUAAAUUUUGGCCCUCAACACCCGGCAGCCCAUGGUGUACUUCGUAUGAUUCUAGAAUUGAAGGGUGAACAAAUUGUCCGUGCUGAUCCUCAUAUUGGUCUUUUACAUCGUGCAACUGAAAAGCUUAUCGAGUAUAAGACAUAUCUUCAAGCUCUCCCUUAUUUUGAUCGACUAGAUUACGUUUCAAUGAUGGCCAAUGAACAAUGUUAUUCGUUGGCUGUCGAAAAGUUGUUGAAUAUUGAAAUUCCUGAGAGGGCAAAAGUUAUUCGAACUAUGUUUGCAGAGAUUACUAGAAUUAAGAAUCAUAUCAUGGCUGUUACGACUCAUGCAUUGGCAUACGUUCGUCCUGGAGGUGUUUCACAAGACUUACCCUUAGGUUUAAUGGAAGACAUUUACCAAUGGGCCACACAAUUUAGUGCUCGUGUUGAUGAAGUUGAUGAGGUGCUAACGGGAAAUCGCAUAUGGAUAAAUCGUACAAAAGGCAUUGGAAUUGUUACCAUGCAAGAUGCAUUGGAUUAUAGCUUCUCUGGGGUGAUGUUACGUGGUUCUGGUGUUAAAUGGGAUCUGCGUAAAGUUCAACCCUAUGAUGCAUACGAUAAAGUUGAGUUUGAUAUACCAAUUGGCUCAACAGGAGAUUGCUAUGACAGAUAUCUAUGUCGUAUGGAAGAAAUGAGACAAAGUUUGAGAAUUAUUCACCAAUGUUUAAAUAUAAUGCCACCUGGACCUGUGAAGGUUGAUGAUUGGAAAAUAGCACCACCAAAUAGAGCAUCUAUGAAAGAAAAUAUGGAGGCGUUAAUUCAUCAUUUCAAAUUGUAUUCGGAAGGAUACUCGGUUCCUCCCGGCGAAACUUAUACUGCAAUAGAGGCCCCCAAGGGAGAAUUUGGUGUUUUUUUGAUCCGUGCCCCAGGCUUCGCUCAUCUUGCAGGAUCAGAUUUUAUGUCUCGUGGACAUUAUAUUCCUGAUAUGGUUACAG